Acanthisitta chloris (rifleman) is the source of this 786-nucleotide messenger RNA. It is a transcript of the gene RAP1A, whose product is annotated as RAP1A, member of RAS oncogene family. Lineage: Eukaryota; Metazoa; Chordata; Aves; Passeriformes; Acanthisittidae. Gene Ontology annotation, molecular function: GTPase activity; GDP binding; GTP binding. Gene Ontology annotation, cellular component: plasma membrane. Gene Ontology annotation, biological process: Rap protein signal transduction; negative regulation of synaptic vesicle exocytosis; cellular response to cAMP. The transcript is spliced from 8 exons. The record is from RefSeq and is a predicted model, not a curated record. The coding region runs from base 98 to 652 and encodes 184 amino acids.
UCCCUUGUGGGGAGCUUGGAGGAACCUUCAGUAAGGCUGCUAACACUGAUGAGAGAUCUUUUAUGCCAAGGUCAUUGCUAUCUGAACAGGCCACACCAUGCGUGAGUACAAGCUAGUGGUCCUUGGUUCAGGAGGUGUGGGCAAGUCUGCAUUGACUGUACAGUUUGUUCAGGGAAUUUUUGUUGAGAAAUAUGACCCAACAAUAGAAGAUUCAUACAGAAAGCAAGUGGAAGUAGACUGUCAACAGUGUAUGCUUGAGAUCCUCGACACAGCAGGGACAGAGCAAUUUACAGCCAUGAGGGAUCUCUAUAUGAAGAAUGGCCAAGGGUUUGCACUAGUAUAUUCUAUAACAGCACAGUCCACGUUUAACGACCUACAGGACCUGCGGGAACAGAUUCUACGGGUUAAGGACACUGAAGAUGUUCCCAUGAUUCUGGUUGGCAAUAAAUGUGACCUGGAGGAAGAACGUGUCGUUGGCAAAGAACAGGGGCAGAACUUAGCAAGACAGUGGUGUAACUGUGCCUUUCUAGAAUCAUCUGCAAAGUCUAAAAUCAACGUAAACGAGAUCUUUUAUGACCUUGUCAGACAGAUAAAUAGAAAAACACCAGUGGAAAAGAAGAAGCCUAAAAAGAAAUCAUGUCUGCUGCUUUAGACUCUCAUCAUGCAGCAGCUCUGAGCCAGAUUGCAGGAAUGAAGAACUGUUGCCUAAAUGGAAAGUGCCAGCAUUCCCAACUUCAGAACCUUAUGGAAAUGAAUAACAUAUCGGAAGAAGCUUCUCCUGUUUUU